AUGUCUAUUAUCGCAGUUGCCGGUGGAACCGGAAACGUUGGACGAACUAUCGUCGAGGCCAUUGUGGCUACUGGUAAACAUGAUGUUAAAAUCUUGGCCAGAAAGUGUUGCAGUCUCUUUGGUGUAAAGGAGAUGCUGACAGAGGCCAAGGCCAACACCGACUUGGAGAAGGAAGUUGGUGCUUCAAUAAUUGUUGUCGAUUACGCAAAUGUCGAAGCCACCACUAAGGCCCUCGAAGAUAACAACGUGCACACCGUCAUCUCGGCAAUCAACAUGAUGCCUCCGCCGGGACAAGUGCCGCAGGAAAUCGAGCUUAUCCGUGCUGCGGAUGCUUCAAAGACAACCAAGAGAAUUAUUUCUAGUGGCUGGGGUAUCCCCCAUAACGAGAGUCAAAUCAAAGAGUUGGGGUCAGUUCCUAACAAGCUCAAGGCUCGGGCCUUUUUGGAGAACGAAACGAAGGACCUAGAGUAUGCUGUCGUUCACAAUGGUUUCUUCCUCGAUUACUGGGCUCUUCAAGCAGAGAAGUCGAACAUGACACCGUUCACUCUUUUCAUCGACAUUCCCAAUGUCUCUGCAGCCAUUCCCGGAUCAGGAAAUGUCCCUUCGGCGUUCACUCACACGAGAGACGUCGCCAAAUUUGUGGCGGCUGCUCUGGACUUGAAGAAGUGGGACAACGAUCUUUAUAUCGUAGGAGACAAGGUGACUUGGAAUGAGUUCCUGAAGCUUGCUGAAGAUGCCAAGGGCACAAAAUUCAACGUCGCUUACGACAGUGCCGAAAAGCUCAAGGCUGGUCAGACGACAGAGCUUCCGGGACAGAUCCCAGCUUACCCCUUCUUUCCCAAGGAGGCGUAUCAGGCGCUCGCUGGAACAUUUGGAUGGUGGUUUGAGAAUGGCACCUUUGAUAUUCCCCCGUCUGGAAAGAAGACUCUGAACGAGCUCUUCCCAGAGAUCAAGGCAUGGAAGGUGAAGGAGAUCUUUGACAAAGCCUGGAAGAAGGCCUGA
Messenger RNA from Colletotrichum gloeosporioides, 1002 nucleotides. Its product is annotated as Oxidoreductase swnN. The coding region runs from base 1 to 1002 and encodes 333 amino acids. Lineage: Eukaryota; Fungi; Ascomycota; Sordariomycetes; Glomerellales; Glomerellaceae. The record is from RefSeq and is a predicted model, not a curated record. The transcript has 4 exons.